Hippocampus comes (tiger tail seahorse) is the source of this 6981-nucleotide messenger RNA. RefSeq names its product ELKS/Rab6-interacting/CAST family member 1. The record is from RefSeq and is a predicted model, not a curated record. Gene Ontology annotation, molecular function: structural constituent of presynaptic active zone. Lineage: Eukaryota; Metazoa; Chordata; Actinopteri; Syngnathiformes; Syngnathidae. Bases 593 to 3994 code for a protein of 1133 amino acids. Gene Ontology annotation, cellular component: cytoskeleton of presynaptic active zone. Gene Ontology annotation, biological process: maintenance of presynaptic active zone structure; neuromuscular synaptic transmission; regulation of synaptic plasticity. The transcript has 22 exons.
GGAGGUUUGCUGACGUCACUGAAGCGCCCUUGCUGGCUCUCGUGAGCUGUUGGCAAAAAAGAUGGCAAAAUCUGAUAGGCAGCUGUCGAGCUACUAUAGCAUCUAAAAUCCAAUAAUGUUGCCAUUGAAUGUCUAUUGUGUAAUUGUUUAGCGUCACCCAGCAUAUUAUAGAUGCUAACAGACGACAAAAAGGUAGUUUAUUGCAGAGGUUUUCACCACUGGCUAUUGUGUUAGUAGCGAGGUGAAAAAAAGAAGAGAGCUUCUGCUGGCUUGACCACGUACAUGGAAGAUACCAGCCUCCAUAUGUCACAUUGAACAUAUGUUGACGGGAAUGACAGCAAAGGACUCUUCAUUCUCUGCAGAUUGGCGUCACAUUUAGCAACGGCGGAUCUGCAAGCUCCUGUUGGAAACGCGAUAUCUGCAUAUGCCGCAUGCCAGUGAAAGUGGAGAGAAUUCAUCCAUUAUGAACAUUGUGCCUUCUGCCUUCAGCUGAGCAACCACAAUCACAAGCACAAAUCAGCGUGAUCAUCAGCACACUUCUGAAGCUACCAACCCUAGUUUUGCUGCUUCCUUUGAGUAUUUUGUUCAGAACAUGUAUGGUAGCGCCCGCUCGGUUGGCAGAGGAGAUGCCAACCAUAGUGGAGGCAGGGAUGCAGGCGGGGCCAGUAAUCAGGGAUCAGGACGCUCCCCUCGCCUCCCUCGCUCCCCCCGCAUGGGCCACCGUCGCACUAACAGCACUGGGGGCAGUGGAGGAGGUCCCGGAGGUGCAGGGGGCAAGACACUUUCGAUGGAGAACAUCCAGUCCCUCAAUGCAGCAUAUGCCACCUCUGGACCGAUGUACCUGAGCGACAAUGAGGUAGCCAUGGGGGAGCACCUCCCCAAAAGCGCAGGUGGGGCCGUGACCACCAUGGGACGGCAGCGGGUGACCUAUGGAUCGAGGAGCGGCGGCGGCGGCGUGGUGGCGGCGAGCACACCCAACAUCUCCACCUCGGUGCCUUCGAGCACGGUACUGCCUGUUGGCCUGAUGACAGGCGAGGCUUUGGCUUUUGGGGACCACCACAUGGCAUCCACGGUACCCCAUUCUUUAAGGCAGGCGAGGGACAACACAAUACUUGACCUUCAGGCCCAACUCAAAGAGGUUCUACGGGAAAAUGAAUUAUUGCGGCGGGAAGUGGAAGUCAAAGAAAGCAAGCUGAGCUCAUCCAUGAAUUCCAUCAAGACAUUUUGGAGUCCAGAGCUGAAAAAGGAGCGAGCGCUCCGCAAAGACGAGGUGUCGAAGAUCUCUGUGUGGAAGGAACAAUACCGCGUGAUUCAAGACGAAGCUCAGCACCUCCAGAUGACUGUGCAGGCGCUCCAGGAUGAGCUAAGGAUCCAGCGGGACCUUAACCAGCUGUUCCAGCAAGACCCUGCAAGCCAAGGUCGGGAUCUGGCCCUGGCGUCAGAACUGACCGAGGAGAACUUUAGGCGACUGCAUUGUGAGCACGACAGGCAGGCCAAGGAGCUCUUUCUCCUUCGGAAAACUUUGGAGGAGAUGGAGCUGAGAAUUGACACGCAGAAGCAAACUCUGGGGGCCCGAGAUGAAUCCAUCAAGAAACUCCUCGAGAUGUUGCAAAGCAGAGGUCCAUCUGCUAAGGCUUCAGAGGAGGACCAGGAGCGCACCAGGAGACUGGCCGAUGCAGAGAUGCACCGCCAUCACCUGGAAAGUUUAUUGGAUCAGCGAGACAGAGAAAUAACUGCAUUAAGAGAAGAGCUACAUCGCAGAUAUGAAGGAACACCGGAGUCCACCAAAACGAAGGCUUUACAAACAGUCAUUGACAUGAAGGAUGCAAAGAUCAACUCGAUGGAACGAAACCUCAGGGACAUGGAGGAGGAGCUGCUCUUGAUGAAGUCGAAUGGACUUCUGAGCUGUGAGGAGCGUCAGGAGGAGAUGAAGCAAAUGGAGGUUUACCGCAGCCACACCAAGUUCAUGAAGAGCAAGAUGGACCAGGUGAAGCAGGACCUCUCUAGGAAGGACACUGAGCUGCUCGGCCUGCAGACGAAGUUGGAGACGCUCACCAACCAGUUUUCAGACAGCAAACAGCACAUCGAAGUCCUCAAGGAGUCGCUUACUGCCAAGGAACAGAGAGCUGCCAUUUUACAGACGGAGGUGGAUGCCUUGCGCCUCCGCUUGGAAGAGAAGGAGGCCACUUUGAAUAAGAAGAGCAAGCAGAUCCAAGAAGUGUCAGAAGAGAAAGGCACGCUCAGUGGAGAGAUCCACGACCUCAAGGACAUGCUUGAGGUGAAGGAGCGCAAAGUCAACGUGCUUCAGAAGAAGAUUGAGAACCUGCAGGAGCAGCUGAGGGACAAGGAAAAGCAAAUGAGCAGCCUCAAGGAGAGAGUAAAGUCUUUGCAGGCUGACACAUCCAACACAGACACUGCCCUCACCACUCUGGAGGAGUCUCUCGCUGAAAAGGAACGAAUCAUAGAGCGACUUAAGGAGCAGCGAGACAGAGAUGACCGAGAGAAGACGGAAGAAUUGGAGUGCACCAAGAAAGAACUUAAAGAGUUGAAGGAGAGGCUGAGCUUACUGCAAGGGGACCUGUCAGACAGAGAGACGUCUAUUUUGGACCUGAAGGAGCAUGCGUCAUCGCUGGCCUCCUCUGGCCUGAAAAAGGACUCCAAACUUAAAAGUCUGGAGAUCGCCCUUGAGCAGAAGAGGGAGGAGUGUCUCAAACUGGAUAACCACCUUAAGAGAGCUCAGAAUGCAGCUCUGGAGGCUCAGGCCAACACUGAGCUGGCAGAGCGCAUUAAGAGCCUGGAACAGGAAGUUGCCCGCCACAAAGAGGAUUCUGGGAAAGCACAAGCCGAGGUAGACCGCCUGCUAGAGAUCCUCCGGGAAAUGGAAAAUGAGAAAAAUGACAAAGACAAGAAGAUCACCGAGCUGGAGGGUUUGGCCUCCAGGCAGAUGAAAGACCAGACAAAGAAGGUGGCAUCUCUGAAGCACAAGGAGCAGGUGGAGAAAAGCAAAAAUGCCCGACUGAUGGAGGAGGCCAAGAAGCGUGAGGAUAACAUGUCAGAGAGCUCGCUGCAGGUGAAGGACUCUUUGCGUCAGAAGUCGGAGCGCAUCGAGGAGCUGGAGGAGGCCUUGAGAGAGAGUGUGCAGAUCACCGCGGAGCGAGAGAUGGUGCUGGCCCAGGAGGAGGCUGCCAGGUCCCUGCAGGAGAAACAGAAGUACUCAGUCAAUGCAAUGCAUGAGUCCAACCGCGCCCACUUAACGCGGUCUAAGAUGGAGGAGCUGUUAGGGGCCAUGGAGAAGGUGAAGCAAGAGCUAGAAUCCAUGCGCGCCAAACUGUCCUCCACCCAGCAGUCUCUCUGCGAAAAGGAAGCCCACCUCACCACCCUGCGAGCCGAGCGCAGAAAGCACCUGGAGGAGGUGCUAGAGAUGAAGCAGGAGGCGCUGUUGGCGGCCAUCAGUGAGAAGGAUGCAAAUAUUGCCCUGCUGGAAUUGUCGUCCUCCAAGAAGAAAAAGACCCAGGACGAAGUGUCUUUGUUGAAGCGAGAGAAAGAUCGACUGGUGCAACAGCUCAAGCAGCAGACUCAGAACCGCAUGAAGUUGAUGGCAGACAACUAUGAGGAUGAGCACCUGAAGACAGCCCCCGACCAGACAAACCACAAGCCCUCCCCAGAUCAGAUGAUUACCCCUGUUGUAGCCCUGUGCCAGAACCGCAGCAAGCUCAAGCUCUACAUCGCCCACUUGACCGACCUCUGUUACGACCGCGACCCGAGCAUCCUCAGCCAGCACACGCCGCCCGCCCACUACCACCGCAGCGAACCGGAUAACUGGGAGGAGGAGCUCCUGAAGAUGCCGGUGGAACAGUUGGAGAAGGAGCUGGAGCUGUGCGAAAAGGAGAGCAGUGAGCUGCAGGAGUACGCCAACUGUGUCCUGCAGCAGAUCGCCGACUGCUGCCCUGACAUCUUGGAGCAGGUUGUCAAUGCGCUGGAGGAGUCGUGCUGACCCAUGGGAGCGGCCCAGGUUUGGUCCUCACAACCCCCCCGGCGAUAGACCCAAUUUCACCUCCAACAUUUAUAAGGCUCUCCCCACGGGGUUACAACACCGGAGGUUUCUUCCCAAAACUAACUUGAAAGUGCUUUCCUGUCCCAUUUUGAUGGCAUUUUAUUCUUAUUUGAACUGUAAGACACAAGUCAAAGAAAGAGCACAAUAUUUAACAUGACACAACAUUAUUGCACAUUUGGAGGAUGCAGUCGAACUUCUACAGUCAAACACAUGAAUUUUCCAUAGCACUUGUGCUCAUUUGGGUGGCAUGUAACUGGAGCCUCUCUUCGCUGAUUUUUUGGGGAGAGAAGGGUACACCCUCAUUGGUCGCCAGCCAAUGGCAGAGCACUUAGAGGCAAACAAGCAUGAACACUCACAUUCAUCCAGUCUUCAAAGCCGCGGAUUUUUAGGAUUAGAUCUUUUGGGACUUGUCAGGAUCAGGGCCAUAAAGAGGGGUCCUUCUCUGAAGUUCUUUUAAAGGAGACUAUUAUUCAUUUUUGCUCCCCCCCAAUUUAAAAGUUCCCUAAUAAAAGCGCUGUUAUGUUCUUUGAUCAAAAUACAUAACUGUCAAAGACAGCACAGUGUCAUGUUCCAGUUGAAAACGCCAAGUAUGGUUUCCGUUACCAUGAUGGCCAAGGUCAGUGUUCAGGCAUACAAGGAAGUCAGCAGCUACUCAGUGUUGCUAAUUUGGCGACUUUGUGGCUACAUUAGGGACAAUUCUAAACCCUCUUGUCUCACUUUUUUUGCCAAAUGACUUAGUGAGAAGGGAUGUACAAUUUUGGACAGGAAACCUCAAUUUAUAUUUUCGUUUAGGAAAACAAAAUUCACAUUAUAUUACUUUUUUUUUCUGGAACGGAUAUUGACUUUUCAAUUCAUUUCAUUGGGAAAAAUUUAUUUUAUCAUUGAGUCAAUUGAGUACCAAGUUUGGAAUUUGACUCGUAAGUCUAGCGACCACCGCAUUUCUAUGUAAGACACUAAAAAGUCAAUUUCCAUAAUAUGUCUCCUUAAUAUAAGGAUGAGAGAGACUGAGGGAGGGGCAAAUAAGGCAUUUUUACCCUGUUAUUCUGUGUAUGGUUUUGCACACUUGUUAUGAGGUAUGCAAAGUUUCUUUUGAGAACGUUUUAGUGGCCUUGGAGCAUGUAUGAGAGGUUGGGGAGUGGGGCAGUUGCGGACCUAGCCCAGGGAUGUUUUUUUUUUCUUUUUUUCCUGUACUAUUGGUGCUAUCAAGGCAUGAUGUAAGAAUUUGUUCCCGUGGUCUAUUUGGCGUUGAUCUCAAGUUCCUAAUGGAUGUUAGAAGGUCCAAAAUGUUCAGUUGGCCAAAUGCAACAAAAAGUAAGCAAUGGCUCCCUAAUUUCGUUCAGUGUUCUCUUCAGGGCUCUUUCAAUUAGACUUUUUAACAUCAGUUUGUAAAUAAAGUGAUAUUUAACAUGUGCUGUGACUGAAUUGAGAUAAGUGGGCCAUGUCGUGCAUUAUUUUUGGAGGUUUUAAAAAGAAUAACAAAAAAUAAGAAACAGUGCUGUUUACUUUUGUCACAGAGACAAAAUGUGCGUGUGAGUUCUGCUGACUAAAGUCUGCAGAAUCUUCGAUAGAAAUAUAUGAAUAUAAGUGCAUAGAUAUGUAUAAAUGUUAACUGUAUGGCUGUACAUUGAAUGUUUGCACAGAAUCCCGAGGAAUGAGCGGCUCCGGACAGAAAGUUGUGUGCGUCACUAAGGAAAAGAAAAUGUAUCCAAAUCAUGUGAUUGCGUGAUGGGGAGAGAGUACUGUUUGGUGUUGUUUUGAACAUUUCGUGUUGAUUGUCAGUGAGUUCCAUACAAGCCUGACAUUACAAUGUUAAGCUCUUUUCAGUUACACUGGCACCUCCAAAGUCCCAGUUUGGACUUCACACCAAACCAUUAUGUACCUUUUGCUUUUUCUUCGGCUUUUUUUGUAUAGGGCUGCAACAAUUAAUUGAAUAACUUCAAUAAUUUGAUUACAUUUAACAAAAAGAGACAAAAUAUCUGCUUUGGCAUUUCAUACACGUGCUGCUGAUGGCAAAAACUCAGUCACGCAAACACACAGACUUGCUAACUACACUCUCAUCCACUGACACCCAUGUCACUCACCAGGCUAGUCCCGCCUUUUAAAGCUGCAUACACUCAAAGUCUCAGAUAUUACUUAAUGUCAGCAAUCCCCAAGUAAACAAAAAUAAUACCUGCACCCUGCACAUUACUGUGUUUGAGAAAACAAAAUCCAUUUUUCAACAGUAAUUCAAUUGAUGGUGAUGAUGAUCAGUUGAAUACUUGAUCCUAAAAUGAUUCGAUAGCUGUAGUCCUUUAUAGAAAAGACGCUGUCAUGAAAAAAUGUAACAAGCACAGGAACAGAAAUUAAACUUAGGUUAUGCAAUUCCUUACAUUAAAUACCGGUAGUUUUACUUUUGCUGUAACCAAUCCCACUCCAAGUAAAGACAUGCCUAUAUUAUAAUACUCAUAAUCACAGUAAUGUGUAGCUUGGUCAAGAUUUUCUUCUGGGGAAAAGAAAUGUUCACUGUUGGACUUUGCCGGUCCCUCUGUAUUGUACUCUAUGGGAGGCUUGGGGAGAAAAUACAACUCCAGCCUAGGAAACAAACUUGUAUGUACUUGCUUCAUAAAUUCAAAUGUGGACUGGCCACCACAACGACCAAAUGUGUGUAUGUGUUUACUUUCCGUUCAGCAUGUGUGUGUGUGUGUGUGUGUGUGUGUGUCCUUGCAUUUGCCUUAAUGUCUCGUCUCAUCUCUUAAACAAGUCUGUUGAGGAAUUCAAGUGACUUUAUUUUUCAAUUUUGUAUUAUUAUUCAGAAGAAUUCCUUUGUUUUGGCAUUUGUAAAAGAAACAUGUUCAGCCUUGGAUGUGUUGCAAAAAAACAAAAACCUGACCAUAUUUGUGAGGUGUUUGGAUUUUGUAUGUAUGUAAAUAAAUAAAUUAUAAGCCUUA